UUUAUUUUUGCCAUUUUUUCGGGAAACCCCCCGUGAAUUUUGAAGGACAUGCUCUGCAGAAGAACACCAUCGAAGUAAUGACUUUAUGAUGAUGUUAUUUUGAAGGUACAUUUUAGGUACAAUUAUUAUCAGCUAUAAAAAUUUAAAAAAUAUCUUUGAGUUUUAUUUUGGCUAGUUGACCAGCAAAUUGAAGUGCCCCGAAAUUUGAACCUCAAAUAUUAGCCAAACGAGUAAGAUGAACGAGGCAUUGUUCUGUUUGCUUUUCAUGGGAAUAUCAAUAAAGAAAUUCAAAUAAAUGAAGUGGGUGAUUUUUAUGGUCAAACUAGAACUAAAUCUAUGGGCUUGUGGUCAUACGAAAACAAUCAAUAUCAACUACGCCAAGGUGAUGUCUUGAACUUUUGGAUUUACGUUCAGCAUGGAAGAUUCGGAUACAGUUUACAAAAUCAAAGAUAUAUAUAUCCAGAUCAUUUUGUUUAUAAUUCGGAAUUCUCAAAUUUCGGAGGGUCAAACGGAUCGAAAGAAACCAAUGAUGAAGUUUGGAAUUCAUCACAAAAAGUACCAACAACAACUCAAGUUUAUGAGGAACCAAAUAUGUAUGCUUCUAGAUACACAACUAAAGCAACCUCAUCGUCAAAUUAUUGGACCACCACAACACAACACCCAAUACAUAUAAAUCACUAUAACCAGCAAAACAAUAAUCAAAAUCAAUACAAUCAACAAAAUGAAUAUAAUCAACAGCAACAGUCACACCAACAAAACGAACCAAAUCCAUUGAAUCAACAAAAUUACGAAAAUUGUCAUCCUUCUAUCACAACCGUUAAUAAAAAACACAUAAGCUGUAAAGAUACGUUAAUAUUCGAGGAACAGUUUAAUCGUGGAUCGUUACUAGACCGAUGGAGCCAAGAUGUCAGGAUGCCACUUGAAAUUGAGGAUGCUGAAUUCGUAAUAUACCAUUCAUAUUCAAGCGUUUGGAAUGUCUCUCAGGGAAGUUUGAACAUUUUUCCAAAAUUGUUGUAUCGCAUUCAAGAAUCUGGAUUUUCUGAAGCUGACAUCCGCACCGGUCAUUUUCUCAUUGAUUCCAAAGAAUGUACUUCAUUCAUAGAUCCAAAGGAAGAAUGCGAGAGACAUGCGGGUUUGAAGAGAAUAUUACCCCCGGUUGUAUCUGCUAAAUUUCGUUCGAAGAAAACAUUUAACUUUCAAUAUGGAAAAGUAGAAAUUCGAGCAAAACUGCCCAAAGGAGAUUGGAUUUUCCCACAGAUAUAUUUGGAGCCAACCGAAAACCGAUAUAGGGGUGUAGGUGAAAUGCCAUAUUUGAAUGGGCAGCUUCGUAUUGCAUUCAUCCAUGGCAAUGAUAUCUUGGAAAAAUCUGAUGGUAUUCCUCUUGUGGGUUACAGUCGUUGGCACCCUUCGGGAAAAAAUUAUCUGUGGAAAGAUGGAAAGAUUUUGAUCGGAAUUUGUGUAAUUUCUGGUGGCGAUACGGUACGCGAAGUUGCACGUAAAAGUGUAAGUGCAAAUUUUAAAUGAAAUCAUUUCACUUUU
Messenger RNA from Contarinia nasturtii (swede midge), 1539 nucleotides. Its product is annotated as gram-negative bacteria-binding protein 1-like. The record is from RefSeq and is a predicted model, not a curated record. Gene Ontology annotation, molecular function: carbohydrate binding; hydrolase activity, hydrolyzing O-glycosyl compounds. The transcript is spliced from 14 exons. Bases 337 to 1524 code for a protein of 395 amino acids. NCBI's taxonomy places the organism in Eukaryota, Metazoa, Arthropoda, Insecta, Diptera, Cecidomyiidae. Gene Ontology annotation, biological process: carbohydrate metabolic process.